Molecule: messenger RNA, 2702 nt
Organism: Dermacentor silvarum
Lineage: Eukaryota; Metazoa; Arthropoda; Arachnida; Ixodida; Ixodidae
Product: monocarboxylate transporter 4
Exons: 5
Coding region: 221-991 (256 amino acids)
Biological process (GO): transmembrane transport
Molecular function (GO): monocarboxylic acid transmembrane transporter activity
Source: RefSeq, a predicted model, not a curated record
CCUCUGCUGCGUGGUUAUGCCUGAGGACGUGCUUUCUGGAUUCUCGUUUGUGUUAUCUCAAAAAUAGACGAGUGAAUGUUUUGCUACAGGUUCCGUCAUUGAUUGUCAAGUUAAUCUUCCCUAACAAGAUGAGCGGAGUUUACUUCGUGAUGGCCUAAUUCAGAGGUUUAUCAGGAACACAAGCACUCGGAUUAUUGUUCUUCCGUUCCUGUCUGGGAAAAUGUGUCCAACCCCAUGUUCUUCGAAACCUAUGCAUUCCCAGGGGCAGCAGCACCCAGUUGACAGAUGCUGGGGCCUUCCAGUGCUGGGAGCAAUCACCACUCUCAUAGUCUGCUUGCCAGCCUCUUACAUGGGCCUCCUAUUCGUCUUCUUCAUCGAAGAGUACGGCUACAGCAGGGCGCUUGCCUCUUGGCCCCAGAACGUAUUGAUUGUAGGGUCACAACUUUCAGGCCUGGUUGUCAGCGAACUGCAGCAACAUUUUGGAGUGGCCAACAUUGCUGUGCUGAGUUGCAUUCUCGCCGCCAUCGCACUCAUAGCUGCUGCAUUCUCCAGGAACGUUGUCUGGGUCUCCGUCACGUUGGGAGCAUUUUACGGUCUAGGCAUGGGGAUGUUCCUGACGUGCGUCUGCGUCUACAGCCUGAUGUUGUUUAGCAAGUACAGGGGAACCGCCACGUCUCUCAUCUUCGUCGCUUGGAGUGUCUCCGGUGUUUAUGCCCCGGCCGUGUUGGCGCUUCUGCGUGAGCGCUAUGGUCUCCAGGGCAGCCUCCUAAUAUCUGGCGCUGUGCUUUUGCACGCGGUGCCUCUCAGCAUGCUCCUCAGGAAUCCGUUAGCUAUAAGGCUGAAGUUUCUCGAAGCUCUAUCACGCGCAAUUUGGAUUCGAACAGCAACGAAACAAAAAUACGAUACCGCGAAAACAGGACAGUCUUUUUGGAUGCUCAUUCAGCCGUUGGUCGUGAAUGCGCGGACGACCACAUCAACGACUGUCCUCUGAAAACGCCCAGUGGGUCACUUCUGACGCUUCAGGCUUACUCAAUCACUGCGGAGCACAAAUCUUCGGCAAGCGGUUCAAAUUUGCAAAAGCGAGACGUUUGUUUUUCUACUCCUGCGAACGCAGACUCAAGACAACCGUACAGUGUUCUUAAAGCUAGCAUAAUUUUGCUUCGCUCUCCCGCAUUUUAUGUGUUUCUCGUGGCUACUGUGGUUGGCGAGUACUCCCUCAUGGCCUUCGCCAUGACCGUCGUUGACUACACGAUAGACAAAGGCGUAGAGCUCAAUAUCGCCGCGCACCUCGUGAUGUGCGGCGCAGUGGGCCAGAUACUCGGCCGCCUCUUCAUCGUGCCCCUCUCAGACUGUGUCCCCAGCACCCGUUGCCUGCUAUUUGCUGGGGCGUUCGUGACAGAAGCGCUCUGCACUGCAGCAAUGCCGCACGUCUUCUCCUUGCCCACCAUAGUGGCGCUGCGCAUGACAGAGACAGCUGUGCAAGGGUCCGCCAUUGCCGUACGUGGUAUCCUGCUGGUCCACUACGUCGGGCUGGAGACCAUAACUACCUGCACGGGCCUCUUCGGCCUGCUAUUGAUACCAGUAUCCAUCAGCAGCGCAUCAAUGAUAGGACACUUUCGAGACAGCAUGGGGUCUUACGACGGCUUCUAUCGACUUCUUGCUGGUGCAAACAUCGCUGUAGCGACUGGCUUGUUCUUUUUUUUCGCUGCUGACUGGAGGAAAACCCGGAGGCGGCACCUAUCGCAUGCGCGCAAGACUUAUCCUGCUGAGACUGCGCCCGGUUGCAAUGAAGCGCUUGCGAAGCCUAGCUAACCACCGUGACCAACCAAUAAUGCUCAUGCACAUAUGUUCAAUAGUAAUUCCCGAACAUCGGACUUCGAGAGCUGAAUUCUACAGAAACAGAUGGCCACUGUGAUAAGCUCACUGCCAUUUCGGCUGCGAUAAAGACAAAGGCCGAGAGAACGCUGUUUCCACUUCGCAAGUGUAGCAGUGUGGCUUCAGAUAUAGGCUGUUUUUCCAACGCGUGCGACGCUCCUGAGCAACAAAGCUCGUGCAACAAAAAAUCUAAGAACCUGGAGUCUACGCAAGGACAUCUUCCUAAAGCCUGCGGUAGUUGCUGACGUGCGGGGUAACAAGGUAUCACAUCUGGCGCGUUUCUCUUUCACCCAGGUAGAAACCGACAAAGAAGUUUCUCGUGCCCACACAACCCUCGAUCAAUGAAUCAAAAAUCUACUGAAGCAUCGAGCGUCUACGCAUGAAGGAAGAAAUACGCGAACGGGGGCACAACCGUCUGCUUUUUACCUGAGUGUCGAUAUGCACUAAUACCGGUGGUAAUGCAAUUUUAUCAGCGAAAAUAAAUCUCGCUGCUGGUACAUCCUUUCUCUUUCUUUCUUUUAUUGCAUAAGUGACAUUUUCUGGAUAAGUCGCACCCCGCACGUCUUGCGAGUUCCAAAGAAGAAUUUGGUAUAUAAGUUCCGCCAAUGUAUCAGACGCACCUAUUUUAACUUGACCGGCAUGAUGAAACGCGAGUGUGCUCUGUUGCACAUUCAUCAAAAAAUGCCGUAUUUAUCCACUUGAGGGCGCUUAAUUUACGUCAACAGAAUUUUGACGAGCACAAAAACACGCACCAAUACUCCUCUACGAUGCAGGCAACCAACAUUUAUUGCACUUCACUCGGAGUCAAAGAUGGCCUCAUCGGCCGU